UUUAUGUAGCCAAACAGCUCUUUUGUCGACAAUGCAAGGAGGCACUUGCUCUGAUAAACAUUACAUCAGAAAAAAAUAUGGGGUAUGCAAGCCAUUUGUUUAUACAAUGUGAAUGCGGGCAAGUUAAUAAGAUUGAGACCAGUGAAACACAUGUACAUGGAAAACGUGGCCCACAGGUGUAUGAUGUAAACACAAAAGCAGCAUUAGCAAUGAUAGAUGUUGGCAUAGGUGUUCGUCAGCUUUCCAGACUUAUGACAAUAAUGGGUGUCCCUGGUAGUUCUGAAAGAACGAUGAAGAAGAGAGAACGCGAGCUGUUUAAACCAAUGGUAGAUGUAGCACGAGAUUCAUGUCAUGAAGCAAUUACAAAGGAAUGUUCAGAAACAAGAAUUGCAACUCCAGGAAAAGGAUUGUCAGUAAAGUAUGAUAUGUGUUGGCAGAAGCGGGGAUCAGGUCGCUCGUACAGUAGUUCGUCGGGCGUUGGAACAGCAAUUGGUCAGCUUACUGGGAAAAUAUUAGAUUAUGACCUUCGUGUUACACAUUGCGCCAUAUGUCACAGUGCUGAGAAAGCCAAAUUAGACGCAAAACCACACAACUGUCAAAAGAAUUGGUCAAAAAGCGCAAAAGCCAUGGAAUCGUCAACAGGAGCAUCACUGAUGGAAAAUAUUGAAGAAGUUUCUGGGGUUCCUGUUGAUGUGCUUAUUAUGGAUGAUGAUUCAGCUACUUUGUCUAGGGUAAAAGAAGCUUUGGACCACGAGGUAAAAAAAUGGAGCGAUAUCAACCAUUCAACAAAAUCACUCGGUAAUGCUUUUUAUAAUUUGAAAUCUAAACACAAAACACUGAGUACAGAUAUCAUAGAAUAUUACAAAAUGUGUUUUUCAUAUGCUAUUCAACAGAAUAAAAACAAUGCAACUAAGCUCAAAGAAACAUUAACAGCAAUUGUUCCACAUUCAUUUGGUAUUCAUGACAAAUGUGGCAAUUGGUGCAAUAAAAGCAUUGAAAAUAAUUUUCAUAAAUAUCUCCCUCAUGGUAAACCGCUAACGGAUGAUGCUUUACGACAAGACGUCCAAAUCAUAUUUGACACAGUCGCUAACAAUGCUGAACGUCUAGCACCGGCUGGAUCAACAAAGGAUGUUGAAUCUACAAACAAUAUAUAUGCAUCUAAAGCACCUAAACGGUUUUGUUUCAGUAAAAGCGAAAAUCUGAAAACACGGGUGAGCGCUGCAGUGUUGCAAAAAAAUAUAGGGGAAAAUAUAUAA
Mytilus californianus (California mussel) is the source of this 1256-nucleotide messenger RNA. RefSeq lists its product as uncharacterized. The coding region runs from base 78 to 1256 and encodes 392 amino acids. The transcript is spliced from 4 exons. The record is from RefSeq and is a predicted model, not a curated record. Lineage: Eukaryota; Metazoa; Mollusca; Bivalvia; Mytilida; Mytilidae.